AUUAAAGUCAAGUUGAACACACAGUGUGUAUCACUGUCAACGGUGUGUUAGCACCACGUUAUGCGUGCUGCAGAGGAGUACUUUUUUUUUAUCAAAACGGCAUUUAACAUCGCUAGCGAUUUUGUUGUCGUCGUCAUCGUUGUCGUUGCCGUCGAUUGAAGGGCACGUAUCUUUGCACUUCAUCAACAAUCACUUCCAUUUCGAAUUCGUUGACGGUUUCGAUUGGGCGCAAUUUUCGUGAACGGCCCCAUAAUGUAGCGCGCGUGCAACAUUUUGAUUUGAAAAUAGAAGCGAUAAAAAAAUACCGCGGAUUCAUUUGGUUUGGCGCCAAAUAAAUAAAUAAUAAUAAAUUGCUUCUUUUUCCGGUUUACAUGGGUGAUCAAACGUUUAACAUUGGUCAUGGUGUAACGGAAACAUUUUGUACUAAUUAUUGUGAAAUAGAAUAAUUUAAGGAAUAAUUUGUUGUUUGGCCCGUGCGAAUGAAGAGAGAGAAAAAAAAUACGCGAAUGCUGGGACUGAUCUCAGCCAGUGACCAUCACCAAGCCAAGUGGAAAAUAAACAAACAAGUUUUGAACAUUUUGAUAAAAUACUGGAUGAGUCAAUGAGACUCUCUCUCUCUCUCUCUCUCUCUCUCUUUCUCUCCAGAACCCAUAAAACAAUGUGUAAUACACAGUAUUAAGUUACAGGAAUAGGGUUAAAAAGUUUUUCUCGUUCGGUGUUUCGUUUAUUUAUUUAUUUUUUUUUUAUUUUUUUUUAUUGCUUCUUCUGGUGUCAUUGUUGUGUCUCAUAAUAACAGGUCCUGUCGAUAUGCGUGUUAUCAUCUCCCGCAUAUUGGUGGCUUUUGUUUUUUGGUGUGUUAAUUUGUCGCCAUCGUUGUCGUGGUCGUGGUCGUGGUCGUGGUCGUGACACAUGAGAGUGUGCGCCAACCGUUUUAGAUAAACGGUCGAAAUUUCAUCGAGUCAAAGAUUUAAUCCAAAGUGCCACUAUCAAUAUCUCAAUAAUAAUAUACAAAAGAAGAGAAAAAAAACACUAUACAUGACGGAUUUUUUCUCUCUGUUUGUCGGUUCGGUUUAAUAUUCGCCAAUAUAUAUAUAUAUAUGAUCUUAUAAAAGUUAAAACCAGAACAAGACGAAAAAAACAUGUUUAUCAGGUUAUUGUAAUACACACGGAUUUUUGUUUUAAUGGAAUAUGAUUUAAAUUUUGUGUGUUCGCAGUCUCAAAGUUUUCGGGUUAAGCAGCAUGUGUGAUGUGAUGUGAUGUGUCUUGCCUAUUUAUGUUUUAUCACAAAAACAGAAAAAUUAAACACUGAAGACAUUGCUGCAAACAACACACAAUCGCAGCGCAGCGCACAAACGCACAAAACGAAGAGAAAAAUAAAAAUAAAGUAACAAAAGACAGAGCGAAAGAAAGAGAUAGAAAUAGAUAGAAAGAGAUAGAGAGAGAAAAUAAAAAUAAACGAAACAGCAUAGUACAGACAAAAAUUAAGAGAUGUGUAAUCAAGGAAGCACUAAAAGCGAUGAACAAAGUUGAAAUGCUGUACAACAAUCGCACUUAUUCUAAAUGUGUGGCACAAGAACACUUGUAAUUCUAACUUUUGACAUUGUUAACAAACAAACAUUUUGUGGUAUUCGAGUUUCAUUCUCUCUGGCCUGUGUUUCAGUUGCAAAUAGUGAAAGUGAGCGAUAUAAAUAUAUGCAAGUUCGAGUAUGAUUAUACAUUAGAUGUUUAUACAGUUUACAAGUUUUCCAACGUCUUAAAAGAAAAAAAAAACAGAAGAACAUCACAGAUCAAUCGGAAUCUGAAGUGCGUAGAAAAAUUCAUACCGAAUACCCAACGGAAUAUCAAAAUAAAAAUAACAAACGAAAAUCAACAAACAAAAAACUUCGUUCGAAAAUUUGCGCGAUAAGAACCAAAAGAACUUUCCCCACCGCGGCAAUUGUUGGAAGUCUGUUGUGUGUUGAAGGUUAGCAAAAAUCAAGCGACGUGAUAUAGGAAGAACGUGAUCAAUAGUCACAUAAAAAUACACGAAGAAUAAGUAAAAUUGAUCGCCGAUCAAUUGAUUUUCCACAAGAUUUUCGUUGAACCAAAAAAAUCGAAAACAAAUGUUAUUCAAUCGAAUCAAUCAUCUUUUCGAUCAGCUAAAUGAAACACUUAAUGUGCAAACGCUACACAAAUGGAAAGAAUUAUAUUUAAAUGGUACAACAAACGACAGCUAUCCAAUUGGCAACAUGAUCAGCGAAUUGAAUUCGAGUGACCUGAUCCUGGACGGUGGUGGUUUUGGAAAUGCCACCACACCGUUAGACGCAAACAAUGUGAUACGCUUUGAACCAGAACCGUUGGCUGUACUCAUACUCGUUACUAUGUGCUAUUCAUUCAUAUUCGUUGCUGGACUAUUGGGAAAUGUGAUCACAUGCGCAGUAAUUUAUCGCAAUAAAUCCAUGCACACGGCGACCAACUAUUAUUUAUUUAAUUUGGCCAUAUCAGACUUGAUACUUUUAUUAUCAGGAAUGCCUCAAGACACGUAUAAUAUAUGGUUCCCUCAUAACUAUCGAUUCACGCACACCAUUUGCAUUUUGCAAGGACUAUUAUCGGAGACAUCGACAAAUGCUACCGUUUUGACAAUUGCUUCAUUCACCAUAGAGCGCUACAUAGCUAUUUGUCAUCCAUUCAGACAACAUACCAUGUCAAAAUUAUCACGUGCUGUUAAGUUCAUUAUGGGAGUAUGGAUAGUUGCUUUUUGCUUUGCCAUUCCGCAAGCCAUCCAAUUUGGCGUGGUUUCAAUAAAUGGAGGACAUUCGUGCACAGUCCAGAACAUAUUGGUCGAGCACGCAUUUGAAAUAUCAUCGUUUAUGUUCUUCGUCGGACCGAUGACAUUAAUUUGCGUCUUGUAUGUUUUAAUCGGAAUUAAAUUGAGGAACAGCAAGACAUUGCAGGGCAUCACACGUGACAGUUGCGAGAUCAACCGAAGUAUUUCCGGUCAAACACGUAUCAUUCGUAUGUUAAUUGCUGUCGCCGUUGCAUUCUUCUUGUGCUGGGCACCGUUUCAUUCGCAGCGUUUGAUGGCCGUUUAUGGGAAGAGUUCGCGUCCAACCAGUGAACUCUUUCGCAACAUUUACACUGUACUUACGUACGUCUCGGGGGUACUAUAUUUCAUGUCAACUUGCAUCAAUCCAUUAUUAUACAGUAUAAUGAGUCAUAAAUUUCGAAACGCAUUUAAGAUAACCAUAAUGAAGCAUUGUGGAUUUGGAACAGACUAUAGACCGGAUCACACUUAUUCGAUGCUCUCACGUUACAAUGGAAUUGGUUCGUUGAAAUUGAGCAUGGCAGCGGCGCAUAAUCAACGCAUCAGUAAUCCGUACAUAAGUGAAGUGACACGAACGGAUAUUGCUGGCCAACGAAAUGAUAAUGAUACCACAGAUUCAGCAUACGCGGAACGACCCAACGAUCUAUCGCCGAUGGCUCGUAUGGCGAAUGCAAUGCGAAAAGCUGGCAAAGCUAAUCAACUAAAAAAAGAAAUUAACGAUCUCAAUGCAAAUGCAAAAUUCAAUUUAAGCCGAAAACCGCUGAAGAAAAAUCAACAAAAAUCCGAUUCAAUUCAUCAAACCAACGAACCAAAUACAGUGAUAACCGGCCAUGGCCGAAAACAGAAAUGUAUCCCGAAAAUUACCAGUUCGAAUAGUAUCUGUACGACGAUAAGUAAUUCAAGCCUGCAAGAAUACGACGAUGAACUUGACACCACUGAAUUGGCCAAGUACAUGAGACAGAUCAACAAUGAAAUCCACCAUGACACCAAGUAGAACCAAACAAACAACAAAAGUAGCGAUGACUUUGUCUUGGUUGUCGUUUACUAGCUCCCCCUCCACGAUUCGACUCUAUUCAUAUUUUAAAUCAUAAUCAAAUGGAAAAAAAAAUACUAUUGUUCGUAUUAAGAGUGUACUUGUUCAUGUCCCCAUGAUAUUAGGUAUUGAUAUAUUAUAUAUACAUAUAGCACUUAAGGAUAAAUUUAAUGCUUACAUUCAAUUCUCUCUGUGCAUAAACUCUUGUCGUAGCCAUUAGUUAUUAUUCAACUGUAAAUAAAUAUACUGUUUGAUUCACUUCAAUUGCAUCGUGCUCAUCAA
This is a messenger RNA of Sitodiplosis mosellana (orange wheat blossom midge), 4118 nucleotides long. Its product is annotated as pyrokinin-1 receptor-like. Gene Ontology annotation, biological process: neuropeptide signaling pathway. NCBI's taxonomy places the organism in Eukaryota, Metazoa, Arthropoda, Insecta, Diptera, Cecidomyiidae. The transcript is spliced from 7 exons. Gene Ontology annotation, molecular function: neuropeptide receptor activity. The record is from RefSeq and is a predicted model, not a curated record. Gene Ontology annotation, cellular component: plasma membrane. The coding region runs from base 2103 to 3797 and encodes 564 amino acids.